This is a messenger RNA of Pyrgilauda ruficollis (rufous-necked snowfinch), 2089 nucleotides long. RefSeq names its product glutamate decarboxylase 1 (gene GAD1). The record is from RefSeq and is a predicted model, not a curated record. The transcript has 16 exons. NCBI's taxonomy places the organism in Eukaryota, Metazoa, Chordata, Aves, Passeriformes, Passeridae. Gene Ontology annotation, biological process: GABA biosynthetic process. Gene Ontology annotation, cellular component: presynaptic active zone; cytoplasm. Gene Ontology annotation, molecular function: pyridoxal phosphate binding; glutamate decarboxylase activity. The coding region runs from base 58 to 1830 and encodes 590 amino acids.
CCCUCAGAGGAAUAUCGAGGAAAUACGAGCUCCGGGGACUAGGGCUUUUCUGAAAGGAUGGCUUCCUCCGCUCCCUCGUCCUCCAACGAUGCUCCGGACCCCACCCCACCUAAUCUGCGACCUACAACUUACGACUCGUGGUGCGGCGUGGCUCACGGGUGCACCAGGAAGAUCGGGCUGAAGAUAUGCGGAUUCCUGCAAAGGACCAACAGCCUGGAAGACAAGGGCCGGAUCGUCAGCUCUCUGAAGGAAAAGCAGUCCUCCAAGAGCAUGCUGGCAUGCGAGAACAGUGAGAAGGGAUCCAGGUUCCGGCGCACCGAGACAGACUUUUCCAAUCUGUAUGCCAGAGAUUUGUUGCCCUCCAAGAAUGGUGAGGAGCAGACCAUGCAGUUUCUGCUGGAGGUUGUGGACAUCCUCCUCAACUACGUGAGGAAGACUUUUGACAGAUCCACCAAAGUGCUGGACUUCCACCACCCACAUCAGCUCCUGGAAGGCAUGGAGGGCUUCAACCUGGAGCUUUCAGACAACCCUGAGUCCCUGGAGCAGAUUCUGGUGGAUUGUCGGGACACACUGAAAUACGGAGUGAGAACAGGUCACCCUCGCUUUUUCAAUCAGCUGUCCACAGGACUGGACAUUAUUGGCUUGGCUGGGGAGUGGCUGACAUCUACUGCUAACACAAACAUGUUUACCUAUGAAAUUGCUCCUGUUUUUGUCCUCAUGGAACAAAUAACACUUCGAAAGAUGAGGGAGAUUAUUGGAUGGUCAAACAAAGAUGGUGAUGGAAUAUUCUCACCUGGAGGCGCGAUCUCCAACAUGUACAGCAUAAUGGCUGCACGCUACAAGUAUUUCCCUGAAGUUAAAACCAAAGGCAUGGCUGCAGUGCCUAAACUGGUUCUCUUUACUUCAGAGCAUAGUCACUACUCAAUAAAGAAGGCUGGAGCUGCACUUGGAUUUGGAACAGACAAUGUUAUUUUGAUAAAAUGCAAUGAAAGAGGCAAAAUAAUACCAGCUGAUUUGGAGGCAAAAAUUCUGGAAGCAAAAGAAAAGGGAUAUGUUCCUCUUUUUGUAAAUGCAACUGCAGGCACAACAGUAUAUGGAGCCUUUGAUCCAAUACAGGAGAUUGCAGAUAUAUGUGAGAAAUACAACCUCUGGCUCCAUGUAGAUGCUGCCUGGGGGGGUGGACUCUUAAUGUCCCGAAAGCACCGUCACAAAUUGAACGGAAUAGAAAGAGCCAACUCAGUCACUUGGAAUCCACACAAGAUGAUGGGAGUGUUGUUACAAUGUUCUGCCAUUCUUGUCCGGGAGAAGGGUAUUCUUCAAGGCUGCAAUCAAAUGUGUGCAGGCUAUCUCUUCCAGCCAGACAAACAGUAUGACGUCUCCUAUGACACUGGAGAUAAGGCAAUACAGUGUGGUCGACAUGUAGACAUUUUCAAAUUCUGGUUGAUGUGGAAAGCAAAGGGUACAGUAGGAUUUGAAAAUCAGAUCAAUAAAUGCCUGGAGCUGGCAGAAUAUCUCUACACUAAAAUCAAAAACAGAGAAGAAUUUGAGAUGGUUUUUGAAGGGCAGCCAGAGCAUACAAAUGUAUGUUUUUGGUAUAUUCCUCCAAGUCUCAGGGGCAUGCCAGACUCUGAUGAGAGAAGAGAAAAAUUACACAGGGUGGCACCAAAAAUCAAGGCAUUGAUGAUGGAGUCAGGUACCACCAUGGUUGGCUAUCAGCCUCAGGGCGAUAAAGUCAACUUCUUCCGAAUGGUCAUCUCCAACCCAGCAGCAACUAAGUCUGACAUUGACUUCCUCAUUGAGGAAAUUGAGAGAUUGGGGCAGGAGCUGUAGUGGUUGAAUGAUUUAUUUCUUGAAUUCACUGUUUUCCAGCACUGGCUAUUUUUUAAACCCGGUUCUGCAGAACAUGUUUAAAGGAAAUUCUCUUUCUGUAAGUUGCAAUCUCCUAAGACAUCCUUAAACAACUAUAGGCUACUGAAAUAUAUAUGUAUUGGUAGAUCAUAUUAUUGAGGGAAAAUGUAUUAUCUUGAAGUUGAAUUACUAUUGACUCUUACAUUGGUCUUGUUUAUUGUAGACAGCAGAAAAUUAAUAG